CUCCGUCUGGGGUCGAUUGCCCCCAACUUCCAAGCCGAAACCACCAUCGGCCCCAUCGACUUUCACAAGUGGGUUGGCAAUGACUGGGUGAUUCUCUUCUCCCACCCGGAGGAUUACACCCCGGUUUGCACCACCGAGCUGGCCGCACUGGCCAAGCACGAGUCCGAGUUCACCAAGCGCCACGUCAAGCUGAUCGGUCUCUCGGCCAACUCCAUCGAGUCGCACGAUGGCUGGAUCAACGACAUUGCCGAGAUAGCUGGAUGUCCCUUGACCUUCCCCGUCAUCGGCGAUAAGGAUCGCCAGAUCGCCUAUGUCUAUGAUAUGCUGGAUCACCUUGACACCACCAAUGUAGAUGCCAGAGGAAUCGCCUACACCAUCCGGUCCGUCUUCAUCAUCGACCCCAACAAGGUCAUCCGCCUGAUUCAGGCCUACCCCGCCUCCACGGGCCGUAGCACGGCCGAAUUGCUCCGCGUGGUUGACUCUUUACUUGCUACCGACAAGCAUCGCAUCAAUACCCCCGCCAACUGGGAGCCUGGUGACAAUGUGGUCGUCCCUGCCAGCGUUGGUGACGAGGAUGCCAAGGCCCGCUUCCCGGACAUGCAAGUGGUUAAGCCGUACUUGCGAUUCGCCCCGUUAGCUAAAGAGAAGUUUCUUCCCUAG
Molecule: messenger RNA, 660 nt
Organism: Penicillium cinerascens
Lineage: Eukaryota; Fungi; Ascomycota; Eurotiomycetes; Eurotiales; Aspergillaceae
Product: peroxiredoxin
Exons: 2
Biological process (GO): cellular oxidant detoxification; cellular response to oxidative stress; cell redox homeostasis
Cellular component (GO): mitochondrion; cytosol
Molecular function (GO): peroxiredoxin activity
Source: RefSeq, a predicted model, not a curated record